UCACUGCAAACAUAUACGACGAUGCCAAUUCACAAGUCAUUAUCUUUGGACCGACGUCGCGCCCAAGAUAAAAAGCUGCAAUUUACUGAGAAUGGAAAAUUCCAAAUUUCGGUCUUCAGCGACUUGCAUUUUGCGGAAGGUGCUAAGAUAGCGUCGAACAAUGUUUCCAACAUACUGACUAUGUUCAUAGAUGAGAAAGCGGAUAACAAGACAGCGAGCGUAAUGGACUCCGUCCUAUCCUCGGAGCAAGUGCAACUUGUCGUACUCAACGGAGAUUUGGUCUCGGGCGAGGUAACGCAAAGGUCAAAUUCUAGUCUCUACAUUGAUCAGAUCGUCGCACCACUAGUCGACCAUGAUGUACUAUGGGCAUCAGCGUAUGGGAAUCAUGACAGUGACAUGAAUCUAGACCCCGAAGAGAUGUUCCUCCAAGAGAAGACGCAUCCAAACAGCUUGACACAAAACAUGGUUUCAGGUUCCACUGCUGGCAUCACAAACUAUUAUUUGCCAGUAUUUCCGCAUGAAGCUUCAGCUUCCAACCAUAGUAUCCCUGAACUCAUACUAUGGUUUUUCGAUAGUCGAGGUGGUCAUUAUGUCGGGUCUCAGAAUGAAGAUGGCCAACCGAUCCCGAGAGACAAUUGGAUAGAUGAGAAGGUUAUUGAAUGGUUCAUAAAAACCAAUGCCAACUUGACAACCACCUACGACAGAGAAAUCCCCUCGUUAGCUUUCGUCCAUAUACCCGCUUAUCCCAUGCGCGCGUUCCAGAAGUCUGGUGUCAGCCCAAAAACCGAACCUGGUAUCAAUGGAGAACGAGUCCAGCAGCAAGGCUACAGCCCUAAUACUGGUUACAAUUCACAAGAUCUUCCAUUUAUUGAGGCUUUAUUGAACACUACUGGAUUGAUUGCAACCUUCAGCGGCCAUGAUCACGAUAAUGACUGGUGUUUUAAAUGGAACACUAAGCUUCCUGGCCUGAAUGUCACGGGGAACGGGAUGAACAUGUGCUACGGCCGGCAUACAGGGUAUGGAGGGUAUGGAGAUUGGGCGCGGGGCGGGAGGCAGAUCUUGCUGGAUGAGAAAUUGCUUGGGGAUGAAGUACAAACUUGGAUUCGGAUGGAAGAUGGUACCAUCUCAGGUGCUGUUUAUCUCAAUGCGACGUACGGUCAUGAUCGGUAUGAUUUGGCAGAAAGAAGCACAAGCUGGCAAAGUGGUGAUGUUUCUCCUCAAUACGUUAGUACUUUUUAUUUGUGGAUAGUCGUCUUGUCAGUUCUCAUAUCUGGUAUUCGGUGA
Penicillium paradoxum is the source of this 1284-nucleotide messenger RNA. RefSeq names its product metallophosphoesterase family protein. The annotation marks the transcript as partial. NCBI's taxonomy places the organism in Eukaryota, Fungi, Ascomycota, Eurotiomycetes, Eurotiales, Aspergillaceae. Gene Ontology annotation, cellular component: cytoplasm. Gene Ontology annotation, molecular function: hydrolase activity, acting on ester bonds. The transcript has 3 exons. The record is from RefSeq and is a predicted model, not a curated record.